Messenger RNA from Trichoderma atroviride IMI 206040, 795 nucleotides. RefSeq lists its product as uncharacterized. The record is from RefSeq and is a predicted model, not a curated record. Lineage: Eukaryota; Fungi; Ascomycota; Sordariomycetes; Hypocreales; Hypocreaceae.
AUGUCGGCUCAAAACAAGUUUACAACCUGCGAGUUUGUGCUAGAGAAAUGCGAUUUCUCCAAUGCACAGCUCGCACCGACAUGUGUUAAGAACUUCUGCCAAGGAGAGCCAUACGGCUUUGGCUCCUGCACAGUCGACUUCACUGGCAUGCCGACCCAGUGCUGCUCGCAAAGCACGGUUGGCGACGUUGCGCAGUGCAUGGCCGAGUUCCAGCAGCAAAAUGGAUUUGGCGUCUUUCACGAUGCUUGUCUUGCCGUUGAGCGUUACGUCGCCAGCUGCGAGAAGGCCAUCUCCAACUUUGAUAGCUCGUCCUACAAGAAGCAGGCUAGCUGUCUUUGCUAUGAUGGCAACAACAACUACGACCCAGACACGUGGGACAAUGCGGUAGCAACCUGUGUGAGCACGGGGCAAAGCGCUCAUCCGACCAUCUGGAGCGCAUUGGAGAAGAACUCUGGGGCGAUUGGCCUCUGCACCAAGUUUGCAGAUGCUGCCGCCACCGGCCCUGCAACGACCGGCCCUGCUCCAACAGAGGCAGCGAGCUUCACCGCCACUGGUGAUGCCUCUCCGGGAACAACGGCGGGUGGUGGCUCAUCGACCCCAACCGAGACAGGCUCAGCAGUGAGCAGCCCGACUGGUUCCAGCAAGCAGUCAUCAACUGCAACUCGCAGCUCAGCGGCAGCGGCCACCACGAGCAGCGCAGCAGCUCCUAGCAUUGGAGAGAUGGGCCAUGUUCGCAUGAAGUGGAUAGCUGUAGGCCUCGGACUGGCGCUGCCUGCGUUUAUGGCGACGCUGUAG